GAUUUUGCCAGCUUCAAUAACGGUUCAGACAAUCACGGCUCGAUUAAUCGGUAACCGACUAACAAUACGGCCAGGAGUAGUUAAAACAACAAAAGCAAAAUAAACAAACAAAGAAUAAAAAAAAACACAAUCAUAUUCACAACAAACAACAGACACUGCGGCCAAUGUAAGAUCAUAAAUUACUUAUUAAAGCUGCAUUAAGUGCUACUCUCGUACCUGAACUCGCUCGUUCGCUCGCUUUGUGGCUCGGUCGUUGGCUGAAUGAAGUCGAUAAAUGUGGUUGUGAAAUCAUUGCUGGAAUAGAAAACUGAUAACUGCAUCAAAAUUCAAAUUUGAAAUUCUUCUCGCGGCGCCUUUAAAAGAGUGUCCAAAGUGCGCGCAUGCGCAAAUGCUACAAAGCUCAGAUUUAGGCAAUUGGGUGAUGGGUCAUGCAUGUCUGAUGUGUACUUCUCAAGGCAUUUAAAUUUGGCACUGUAUUACAGCAACUUUCAGUGCGAACUUCAUUCGCAUCACAUCAUCUAAUCUGGGAAUUGACAAUUAAUUCCAAGCAACUAAAGAAGAUCUCGGUGCGCAAGCAAGAGAGCAACACCAAUAUAGGCAGAGUAACGGCGACGGCAACAGCGACAGCGAAGUUGACAAACAGUCAGACAAUUGAAGCAGUUGGGCACAAAACCGGAGCUUGUGAAUCUGACAUUAAAGAAGCCAAAAUAUCAACAAAAGAUUUCAAACAUACAGUGCCACAGAGACAAUAGAGUCUGAGGAGUGCAACGGCCAAAAGCCAAUUGCAUUCAAUCUAAGGCAGACAUGAAAAGUGGAAAAACGGCAAGCAUGUAAGAAAAGGCGACCACAGCGAAUGAUCAGCCAGCCAACAGCUCCAAUCGUAGACUGCAGAAAACAGAUGAUAAACAAAACCGACGACGAGCUGACGACGACGUUUAUGUAAUUCAUCCGGGCGCGUUCGUACCGGGGAUCACAACGACAACUUCAAUCCUUUUAGUCCGAUUGAACAGAGCAUCCAUCGAUCUUGGGCAACUUCAUUGGCACUGCCGCGAGAGUUGAAAGUUGCUAAAAGCCUGUGCCUCAGCUAUUCUGAAAUAAGCGAGCACCUCAACUUGUGGCCACUACAACGAAUGGAGAGAGGAGGAUCUUUUGGGGUGAACUGCGGCAAUCCAAACGAUGUUAAGCCAGUGGCGACGUCCAACGCCAAAGCGCUCAAUUCCAAUCAUUGCAUGGCCACGCAUGGAUCGCAGCAACAGCAGGAGAUAAACCUACUGAGUGGCCGAUCUCUUGGUUUGCGACGUCAGCCAACCAAGUAUCCCCAUGGACUGCCUGUCUGUGUGCAGACGAUUUGCGAUGACGACCACCAGCCACAUGCCACCGAUUACUCGCGAGCCUCCACACUGCGCAGCUCCAGCUGGGAUGGCAAAGAGAAUAUGAAAUGUCACUUGGAAGGGUUGCCGCAGCAGCAUCAGCAGUCGCAGCAACACCGCAAAUGUCAAAUCGGCGGCAUAUUCAACAGUCCCGAGAAUUUGGCAGAACUGCAGGUGCGCCGCUACAAAUACCCCCUCACCGGUAACUACUACCUUGAUGCACCAGAGACUUGUGCCAAAUCUACACUGAUGCAUCUGGGAGACGCAAAGCGAUUCUGCAAAUGGAAGUACAUGCGAUGGCCUCUGAUAUUUGCAGCCAGUGUCUUGGUAUUUUUUGGCUUGAUCACCUACAGCAUUUGGUUGCAUGACAUCAGCGUGGCCAGGGAGCGGUAUAUGCAGCAGCGAAAAUACAACUAUGAAGAUGAUGCAAGAGAAGCCAAUGAAAAUGCGAGUGCUGCUCCCCUGGAAGUGGUGAGCCCAGUGCUGGUGGCAACGACAGAAAGUAGUCAAGUGUUGCAGGAGUCCACAAUCCUAAGGGCACUCAGCUCGCGGUCGCGCCACAGGCCAAAGGAACAGAAGCUGUCGACUGUGGAAUACGCAGCGCACAAGGGGGCGGAGGGCUGGGAUAAACAACGAAAAGACACCCAAACCUACUACGAGGAGACCACCAUUAUGGCAUCCGAAGCGGCUGCUCUAAUUCCUUCCAACUCCGUGAGAUUUACAUCAGGCCAUCAGAAUAGCUUUGGCAUACCCAUCGAGGAUGACGAGCGUAUACUCAGGCUAAUAAAUGGGCUUUUCCCCUCGCGUGAAUCCUCAACUAACGCACAUACCGUGGCAGCAACUGCAGCAGCCAAGGUUUCUCCCACUAUACCACCAGUCAUUAACAACAAACCCACCGCUCCAAUGGCAAGUGGCAAUGCGAAAUCAACUUCCUUGGACAAUCGCUGUUAUUCCACCUCACUUGGCAUGUGUCAGGGAGUAUUGGAAUACGAUUUGACGUACAAUGUUUCGACGCAGGUGCUACAGACAGACCUCAAUGACUAUCACAGUCUGGUGCAGUCCAAUUGCUCUGCCCGAUCUGUGGAAUUUAUUUGCGCAGUCCUGGAGCCAGAGUGUAGGCCAUCACACAUUGGUAUAUUGCCGCCUUGUCGAAGGAUAUGUAAAGCCAUUCUGGAAGCUUGUUCUGAAAUCAUAGCAAAUUCGGAUGUGCUAACGGCAACAUUCGAUUGCAACCUUUAUCCAGAUUCCAAUGACCCUCAUCGCUGUGAAGACCCUACUCGCAGAAAGAGUUACUGCUACGACAAUGAGUUCGAGUGCUAUGAUCGUUCGUGUAUUCCCAGUCAGUGGCAAUGUGACAAUAUCAAGGAUUGCGCAGCCGGCGAGGAUGAAGACAACUGCCUGGUAUGCGAUCAGGCGGACGAAUUCCGAUGUCGAUCUAAUGAGAAGUGCGUGCCCGACACAGCACGAUGUGAUAUGAAAUAUGACUGCUUUGAUGGCUCGGAUGAGGAUGACUGCAAUGUGCACAAUAGCGGCGUGACCAACGUUGGCGGCCUACAUUUUGACGAAGAGGAUAUUAACGCCUUUCCACGAGUUUUUUCAUAUGCAAGUAUCCUCUCCCCGAAUCAAUCGAAUGAUGGUCACUACACCUACAUCACAGCAGCAACAGAUAACCAGAACUCUGGCAAUGUCUUUCAACUACACACCGUCACCAAUCGAACAAGUGGGGUAUCCAAGGAGGAAGUUACAAAUUCUGUGCCCCCCGAAGGCCCCAAGGGAUUCGUGAAUUUUCGAGACAGCAAGGAAAUAAUGAUGACCAGCGAUACCGAGAAUAACUUCAAGAUUUCUGCCGCUCGCGGCAACCGAUCUACCGGAACAACGCCACUACAACCGGCGGCUUCAAUUUUGGUGGCUAUUAGCACAGAACCUCCAAGUAAGCGAGUCCCUUCUGCUGUGUGUGCGCCCCAUGAAUUGCGAUGUGUCAGCGGGAAGUGUAUAACUGUGGAGCAACUCUGUGAUAAGAUAAAAGAUUGUCCUGAUGGCUUCGAUGAAUUGAUGUGCGUCUACAAAGAUCGAACUACAACAGCUCGCAGUCGUGGAACGACGAUCCUGCCAAACCCGUUCAUCACACCAAACAGCAACAAUAGCACCACCCGACCUGACAAGAGGACAAUGCGAACCACCAUCAAACGUAAAGUCAAACCGUAAAGUUCUCGUGCUGACAAUAGAAAGAUGUGCCUCCAACUGUUUGCUGUGUGAGAUUUAUACGUGUGACAAGAUUGUUAAGUUUUACGAUUCGUUAAUGUUUGACAGUAAUAAAUGUAAUGCAUCCAUAUUCCAUUAAGUCCUCCGA
This is a messenger RNA of Stomoxys calcitrans (stable fly), 3720 nucleotides long. RefSeq lists its product as uncharacterized. The record is from RefSeq and is a predicted model, not a curated record. Gene Ontology annotation, cellular component: plasma membrane. The coding region runs from base 1131 to 3575 and encodes 814 amino acids. The transcript is spliced from 6 exons. NCBI's taxonomy places the organism in Eukaryota, Metazoa, Arthropoda, Insecta, Diptera, Muscidae. Gene Ontology annotation, molecular function: protein binding.